Molecule: messenger RNA, 5065 nt
Organism: Manduca sexta (tobacco hornworm)
Lineage: Eukaryota; Metazoa; Arthropoda; Insecta; Lepidoptera; Sphingidae
Gene: dlg1
Product: disks large 1 tumor suppressor protein
Exons: 17
Coding region: 1080-3311 (743 amino acids)
Biological process (GO): chemical synaptic transmission
Cellular component (GO): neuromuscular junction; neuron projection; postsynaptic density membrane
Molecular function (GO): kinase binding
Source: RefSeq, a predicted model, not a curated record
UUACCUAAAUCGCUUGGCGCGUUUGAACUAUCGACGAUUUCGUUUGUUUUUUUUUUUAUUUUGAUGACGUGACGAAGGUGGCUGAACGAUGCGAGUACCUAUAAUAUCUACAUAAUAUUAUGUACCUACACUUAACAUAGCACAACAAGUGGCCAGUAAUGGCGGAUGGUUGGUGUUUCGCGUCUCGUAGUAGUACUAUUUAUAACCUAAAAUAUAGUACAAGUUUUCGGCGAUAUGUGCGCUAACGUUUCUUCGUUCUGUGGAUUGGUGCCGUUAAAUUUCACAAUUGUGCCAAUGACGUACGAACACUACAUCAACUGAAAGUAUACUGCUCGUAAAUGAUUAUCAGUGAAAUGAUAUUGCAUACAAAAUUUUGACAUUCACACUGCUGAUAUUUCGUAUCCGUCGCAAGUAAGGCCAUUUAAUAAACACUAAUCUAUUUAUAAACAUUUAGUAAUUCUUUCGCUCUGUGGAAACAUUUUCAACUUUUGGGCGAAACUACGAGUUCCGAAACAGAUUUGCUUGCAACAAAUCGCUGAUACUUGCUGGUGCAACAUAGUCAUAAAGCUACACCUAUGAUAAUAUUACUUUCAAGAGCUCUUAAAUUGCACACUAAUAACGUAACACGGACAUUCUAAUUAAGGGUCAUCGCUUUGACAUUCAUACCAUCCUAUCAUCGAAUAUGAGUUGGUAACACGCCUAAUAAUUGCCUAUCCAUAUAUUACAUAUCUACUAAACUCGCUAUCAAAAAAGGGCUCGGUUCGAUUAUUACAUUCAUUAGAUAAGAUUUGAUGCAAUUUUAAAACCAAGCUAACAUGAUAAUGGGCUUAAAACAUUAUGGGACUGUCAACAGACACAAGAGGUGACACACUUAGCUACUUAUAAAAGGUCACAUGCAUUUGAAAUAUUUGGUGCAAGUUAGUUGUAGGUUCUAGGUAGAGAAUGAUGCAUGCUGAGCAUCGUCCAAUGAGGUGCUGAAAGUGGACAAAGUGUGUAACUAACAAUGCAUGCAGUGUACAUAGUGUAAUACGGACCACAUUCGUAUAUUACUGAAAGGCUAUGCAAACUUGAUAUCAAAAAUGACAGAAAGACGGAAGAAAAAGUCACAUAAUGGAUUCCUUCGGAAAGUGUCCUCCUUGUUUAAUCUUGACACGGCUCACAUUACGUCGCCAGAAAUGAAGCAGUUGCAGGUAAAUGGCAUCGAAGGGGGAGGCACAGAACGCACUCACGAGGAUGGCUAUGUCUACCUGAAUGUUGUGCUGUCGCGAGCGGGCGGCGCCGGGCUUGGGUUCAGCAUCGCCGGCGGCUCCGACAACCCGCACGUUCCCGAUGACCCUCAUAUCUACGUCACCAAGCUUAUACCCGGGGGCGCCGCCGCGGCCAGCCAGAUGCUGAUAAACGAUGCUAUAUUACAGGUAAACGAUACGAAUGUAGAAAAUGUAACGCACGCGGAAGCCGUCGACGCACUCAAAAAAGCUGGCAAUACUGUCAAAAUGAAAGUACGUCGUCGCGCUGCCGAUGACACACUGAACGUUUCCCAAUUGUCUGCUAAGGAAGAGUCUGUAGAAAUUGAAUUGGCGAAAGGUGGAUCCGGCUUGGGGUUCAGUAUAGCAGGCGGCCUUGGUAAUCAACACAUACCCGGAGACAAUGGUAUUUACGUGACUAAGAUAAUGGCCGGCGGCGCCGCCCAUCGAGACGGUCGCUUGAGGGUCGGCGACAAGUUGUUAAUGGUGAAGAACACUUCUCACGGAGACGUGAACCUGGACAACGUGACGCACGAGGAGGCGGUGGCGGCGCUGAAGGCCACGGGCGAGCGCGUGCAGCUCGUGCUGGUGCCGGGGCCGCGCCACGGGCAGCCCUCGCCGCGGGUCUCGCGCGCCAAUACACCGUCAAGCACAGCGAACUCUCUCCGGCGCGAGGAUGUGACGGACGGCGCCGAGGAGCCGCGCGUGGUUGAACUAGAGAAGGGGCAGGCGGGUCUCGGGUUCAACAUCGUGGGCGGGGAGGACGGGCACGGCAUCUACGUGUCGUUCCUGCUGGCGGGCGGGCCGGCGGAGCGGUCGGGCGCGCUGCGGCGCGGGGACCGGCUGCUCGCCGUCAACGACCUCGACAUCACGCACGCCACGCACGAGCAGGCCGCCAAGGCGCUCAAGAGCACUGGACAAAAUGUGAAAUUAACAGUAGUGUACCGGCCUCAGGAAUACAAUAAGUUUGAAGCUCGAAUCAAUGAAUUAAAGCAUCACACACUCCUUAGAACAUCUCAGAAACGCUCCUUAUAUGUGAGAGCACUAUUCGAUUACGACCCAGUCAGAGACGAUGGUUUACCGUCAAGAGGAUUGCCAUUCCGGUAUGGAGAUAUUUUGCACGUGACAAACGCCUCGGACGACGAGUGGUGGCAAGCACGAAGAUUAGACAAGGCGGAGUCGGACGCGAUCGGCAUCAUCCCCUCCAAGCGGCGCUGGGAGCGCAAGCAGCGCGCGCGCGACCGCCAAGUCAAGUUCCAGGGGCAGGCCACGCCCGUCUCCGCCAGCCAGUCUACACUGGAGAGGAAAAAGAAAACUUUAUCAUUUAGCAGAAAGUUCCCGUUCAUGAAGAGCAGAGAGGAUGGCAAAUCUGAAGAUGGUUCGGACCAAGAACCUUUCAUGCUUUGUUACACGCAGGAGGAUGCUAACGCGGACGGUCAAGAUGAAACUGUGCUAUCAUACGAAACGGUGCAGCAGUUAACGAUCAAUUACACUCGACCCGUUAUUAUACUUGGUCCUCUAAAGGAUAGAAUAAAUGACGACCUGAUAUCAGAGUUCCCCGACAAGUUUGGAAGCUGCGUCCCUCACACAACUCGGCCCCGUCGCGAUUACGAAGUGGACGGGCGGGAUUAUCACUUCGUCGCCAGCCGCGAGCAGAUGGAGCGCGAUAUACAGAACCACCUGUUCAUAGAGGCAGGCCAGUACAACGACAACCUUUACGGCACAUCUGUUGCUUCCGUACGGGAAGUCGCCGAGAAGGGCAAACAUUGCAUUUUGGACGUGAGUGGAAACGCAAUAAAGAGAUUGCAAGUGGCGCAACUUUAUCCCAUUGCCAUAUUCAUCAAACCAAAGAGUGUAGAAUCCAUUAUGGAAAUGAAUAAACGAAUGACUGAAGAUCAAGCAAAGAAAACUUAUGAACGCGCACUGAAAAUGGAACAAGAAUUCGCCGAAUACUUUACUGCCGUGGUGACGGGCGACACGCCGGAGGAGAUCUACUCCAAGGUGAAGGCGGUGAUCACGGCGGAGAGCGGGCCCAGCGUGUGGGUGCCGCGCCGCGACCCGCUGUGAGCGCACGCGCCGCGCCCGCCGCCGCCCGCCGCCCGCCGCCCGCCGCCGCGCCCCCCGCGUCUCACCCGCCACCAGUACCUACUACAGUGCCUCGAGUUCACUCGCCAACACACGCAAACUGAACCACCAGUCUGUUAUUUUAUUACGAUAUUUUGCGUAGGUAACGUGGGAUCCCAUGUCGGUAUUAAUCGUGUUUGUUGUUCACGCCAUUAGACGGUGAGUGAUAUGUUGCAAUGGGCUUCACUUGAAUAAGCAAUAAAGUUGUAGAACGAGUGGAUCGCCGCGAUGGUACUCGCGGCGACGGCACGCACGGUCGUGUGGUUUUUAUCAGAUUUUGACUUCACCGCUUGACAGUUGAAACCUACCCCGGUAUCGCAUAAACAUAUUCAUUAAUAUGAGAAUUUUCACUAUUGAAUACAAUUGUUGACCAAGAAUCUGUUAUUGACUAGCGUUCACUAGAUUAUUGUACGCUUAUGUUUAUUGUGCAUAUAUUUUAUAAUAGCAAUAAAUAAAAUGUAUUGUCAAAUGCAAUGUAUGUUUUAAAUUAUAAUUUUAUUUCAUUUGACAAGGCCCAUUAAUUGUGCUUCAAUUAAUUAAUUGUGUAAAUUGUAUAUUAAUAAAUUUUUAAAUGGUAUUAUACAUGUUAAUUUACUCAGGUUGCUAGAUACUUUUAAAUUUUCAUCAGUGUUAAGAGUUUACUAUAAUUAAAGUAUUUGAAAGUAAAGUUGUCAUGAAAUGGAUCACAUGCACCUGUGAUUUUAAAUCUAUGAUAAUGUAUACUUAUUUACUAAAUAGUCUAUAUGUACUACGACGCUGAGUAGUCGGUCCCACCUCACGUAUGCCUAGGCUAAGAAAUUCAUAAUCUGGAUUAUUUGCUCAAGCGGCAAUCUAUAUAGCAACCAUUGAAUCUCAUUACAUGUACUGCGCACCGACAACCUCCUUGACACGUUAGGCGAUGUGCAAAGUUGUUUGUUGAUCAUUUUUAUAGUAAGCAAUUAUGUUAUAUGGUGUGAUUGUCUCACCAAUUAAAUAGUGUUUGACAUUUAUUUAUUGAGAAUUUUAUUUUCUUACGGAAUAAUAACUGAAUGCCCAUCUGCAAAUAUGGCGCUAAAAGCGAGCAUAUAAGGCUCAAGUUUCAUAUUGCAUAUAAGCGAUAAUAUUGCGAAUUUUAAUUUCGACACUGUCCCUAUGCUGCAACAUACCUAAAGAUGGUACAUUAAUUUUAUUAUCCGUGUGGUACUUAAUAGUUAUUAGUGCGUUAUUAGUAGGUUUACACAAGUGACUAUGAGUAUUAACGUUUGAACACAUGACAAAUACCGAUUUUAUUAUAAUAGUUUGGAAAGGAAUCACGACAAACAACACUGAUAUUGUGACCAAAGAGAUACGUGCAAAAUAAUUGGGCACUUGCAGAUAUAGUCAUCACACAUGGUUUUAUUGUUUUAAAAAUAUUUACUGUUUGUCCUGAUUCCUUGAAAAUGUUUUGUUUUGUAAAUAAUAUUAAAAUCUAUGAUAAGUUGCUGUAUCAAUAUUAACAAUAUUGUUAGAAAUAUUUUAUUUUUAUGAAUAUUUAUUUUAUUGUCUAUUGUAGGCGUUCUAUUUAAAUGAAUGAGUGUGUAAAUUAAGUGUAAUUAAUGUUUUAACAUCUAUUUAACUUUUAACAUAAUCAAGACACCCAUAUUUGCAGAUGUACAAUGUUUAUGAGUUAGUGAUGUUCAAUAGAAUAGUUUGAAUAAAAUUAUUUACGUUGAAAAUUC